AUUCAUGAAAACGGCCUCUAAUACCAAUAUGAAGAAGUGUUGUGAAAUAUGCUGUCAUAGAAAGUACUGCUUUCUGCAUCUACACCUGGCGACUGAAGACAGUCCGAAGCGCAGAGCGAAAAUGGCGGCGAGUCAGGGAGGCGGCGGAGGAGCCGUGAGCGCUCUGCAGAGCUACAACUUCCCGAACGUGGCUCACUGGAACCCGGGGCUGCUCGGGCAUCAUCAUCAUCAUCAUCAUCAGCAGCAUCAUCAUCAUCAGCAGCAUCAGCUGCAGCAGCACGGCCACACGGCCCGCAGCCUGGAGCGCGCCUUGGAGGACGCCGCGUGCUCGGGCACGCUCAACAUCAGCGGGAGGAAGCUGCGCGAUUACCCCGGCGCGAGCUUCGACCUCACAGACACCACGCAGGCAGAUCUCUCGAAGAACAGGUUCACGGAUAUCCCGCCCGAAGUCUGCCUCUUCGCGCCCCUGGAGUCCCUGAACCUGUACCACAACUGCAUCAAGUGUGUCCCGGAAGCCAUCGUCAACCUGCAGAUGUUGACCUACCUGAACGUCAGCCGAAAUCUUCUUUCCACACUGCCGAAAUACUUGUUUAGCCUACCGCUUAAAGUGCUGGUGGUGAGCAACAACAAACUGGUGUCCAUCCCUGAGGAAAUUGGGAAGUCUAAAGACCUCAUGGAAUUAGAUGUAAGCUGCAAUGAGAUCCAGGUGUUGCCCCCGCAGGUAGGAAAGCUUCGCGCCCUUCGGGAGCUCAACGUACGUAGAAACUGCUUACAGGUGCUGCCGGAAGAGCUGGCGGAGCUGCCGCUCAUCAAACUCGACUUCUCCUGCAACAAGAUCUCGGAGAUCCCACCCGCCUACAGGAAGCUGAGACACCUUCAGAUCAUAAUCCUGGAUAACAACCCCAUGCAGUCCCCGCCUGCCCAGGUUUGUCUCAAAGGGAAGGUGCACAUAUUCAAGUAUCUGAGCAUACAGGCGUGUCGGACUGACAAAAAGCCUGACUCACUGGACCUCCCUUCCCUGGGAAAGCGGAGCAUCCUCCCACAGCCAUUAACAGACAGUAUGGAGGAUUUUUACCCUAACAAGAACCAUGGACCUGACUCUGGCAUUGGGAGUGACAGCGGGGAUAAGAGGCUUUCAACAACGGAGCCCUCCGAUGACGAUACGGUCAGCCUCCACUCCCAGGUGUCUGAGACGGCCAGGGAUCCGGGUCGCGGCGACAUCCACUCGCUGCUUAACAAGAUGGACUCGCAUAAAGAUCAGGAACCCUAUGACUUUGACCCGAACCCAGAGGAGGAGGCGGUCCUGUUGGAGGGAGACGUGCAGCACAGCGCCCCCUACGUGUCCUGUAUAAAGGAGCUCGAGAAAGUGCUUAGCAAGUCGCACCACGGCAAAGACAAAGAAAACUGGAAAGAAGAAUCUGGCUCGGAGAAAGAACACCUGGCCGAAGAGGAGGAUGAACUGAAGGAGGUUAUUGACCUGAGAAAGAUCGCCGUCCAGCUGCUGCAGCAAGAGCAGCAGAACAGGAGGCGGUCGUUAAUUUGUAGAGCGGAGAGCCUUAUCCACCGGCGCAGGGCGGCAGGCCGAGCUCACAGGUUCCUCGGUCAUGCGGGGAGCGGUUCUAACAGUAAACAGAGAGCGGCUUGUCAAACCAUAAAGAGCCCUUCAUUAGAAGAUGGAAGCCCGACGGUUACGAGCCUCAGGGGACAGCGCCUUUCCGCGGACUGUGGUGACCCAACCCAAAAGCCCGAGCUGUCGGACGCAGAACCACGGUGGACAGACGUCCCUCCGGCGCCGAACCAAGGUGACGACCGGAGACGGAGCAAAUACCUGAGGAAAGACUACCUGAAGUACAAAUGCCAGAGUGCACGGAGAAACUCAUGCAGCAAGGACAGUGAGAGCGAGGAAGGAAUACGCUCUGCUGAGUUCAGUUCAAAUCUUUCAGUGUUUGGGUUGAAGCCGAGAUCAGCCUUUUCCCGAGGGACUCGACAGGAUUUCAGCAGCGAUCCCAGUUUCACUAUGCGAAGAAAGAUGGAACACUUAAGAGAGGAGAUGGAGCAGAUACAACUGCUGCGACAGAACCUGGAGUCCAGGCUGAAGGUGCUGCUACCAGAAGAUGUGGGUGCUGCCUUGAUGGAUGGCGUGGUUCUCUGUCACCUGGCUAAUCACAUUCGACCCCGGUCCGUGGCCAGCAUUCACGUGCCCUCUCCCGCUGUGCCCAAACUGAGCAUGGCCAAGUGUCGUAGGAAUGUAGAGAACUUCCUGGAUGCCUGUAAGAAGUUGGGGGUACCACAGGACAAGCUGUGUCUGCCACACCACAUCCUGGAGGAGCGAGGCCUGGUCAAGGUCAGCGUGACAGUCCAAGCCCUGCUGGACCUGCCAGCCCUGAAGCCAACCCAGCUCUCUUCUGUAUAGCACUGCCUCUGACCUCAUCCAACCUAACCCAGUGACUUUGCCCCCUGAUGGGAGGCUUAAACUGUUUGGAAUGGGUGAGGGAAGGAUCCAGAACCCACUUCCUUCAUGACAUCAGCUGGAACCACCCUUGUUUUCAGCUGUAUUGCCCCCAGUGGGAAAGGGUUCUGUAUAUGGUCUGUUUUCCAGCAGCAAAUUCUGAACAAGCACUAAUGGAGACUGUUUUAGCCUGGCAGGUAAGCACAUCACUGUAGCCAGGUGGGGUACUCUUAUAGCAUUUCUUGUUGGUAAACCCAGUAAGAAUGUUGUAUGAACAUGUAGAAAACCAUAGCUACUUAAAAGCAUUUUGUAACAACCUAACACUCAAACAUCACAGUGGAGAGCAAUUCAUGGUAAAGACGUCAGUGGCCAAUAUUCAUGCUUUUUUUUUUUUUUUUUCUGUUUUUUUGGAGGAGCAUUUCACACAUUUUUGUUUGAAGCAAUGACGUCAUCAUUGUGCCCAUGAAUGAGAGAAUGUGGAUUUUAGUAGUGCGACGGUGUCUGCGGGUUUGCGUCAGCGAGAUACUGACACGGUUCGGCUGCGUCAUGACGUCACCAACACAGGUCAUGCGCGUAUUUCUAGUGACUGUUCCUACUGUUUAAAUAAAUAUAAGACAUGAAAUGAACCUGUGAAUAUGCCUGGUGUAGAACAACGCGUGAUAGACGUUACAGGCAAAAAGCGCCCUACUUCAGAAUUUGGUCAGAAAACAUUUAGCAAAUCAAAAAUUAUAUUGUAGACCUUCGGGCUCUAGAAUUUUGACUCAGCGGAAAUUCGCAAUAUGCAGCAUUAAAGAUAGAUAAUUGACUUAGUUUGUUCGAAUUAAUGAAUUUGGUUUGUUACCCAAAAAUAUAUACGAGCUUCCUGCUGUUGGAGCAGCAGAUUAAUAUUUGGGAGGAUAUCUAAACUCAGAUCUAAACUCUGCUUAUCUGAGUCAAGUUACCAAGCCCUUCAUGUUUGGUACGCCCAGCCUCACCAAAAAUGGGAGAAUUUCGAAAUGCCAGAAUUUCCACUGAACUGUUGAAACAUAUCUGAAUGCACACAGCCCUAGUCACUGCUUUCCCGCUCAGGAGUUUUAGUAUUCGUAACGUGAGCUCAUUACUCAGUUAAGUAUCGUAAAAUUCCACCACACUGGUACGUGAAAGCAUUUUAAGUUUCAUCCUAAAGUCAUUGUAAAAGUUCUCGUGAUAUUUUUAUUUUAAAUUAUUGUAGUUUUUUUUUUUCCGUAUUUGUAUUUCACUAAUUUAAUAACGGCUGACUGACGUGUCAGAUCCUAAGGCUAAAUCCACUGUCGUACGCGUCGUACAGUAAGUUUUAUUUAUACCAAGAAAGCCUAUUUAUGUAUUGUAUGUAUGUAUGUAUGUAUAGUUUUAUUUAACGUCUUAGUAUUUAUGUUGUCGGGGAAGUUGCAGUAUUGUUCAGUUCCACCUUGAACCCUGCUUUGCCUUUGUGCUCUUGAGCCUUGUGUCGCUGCCUGUCCCGCGAAGGAGCUCUCGUGGUCGCGUGAGCGUCUGCGGCCGAGC
Molecule: messenger RNA, 3970 nt
Organism: Scleropages formosus (Asian bonytongue)
Lineage: Eukaryota; Metazoa; Chordata; Actinopteri; Osteoglossiformes; Osteoglossidae
Gene: lrch2
Product: leucine-rich repeats and calponin homology (CH) domain containing 2
Exons: 22
Coding region: 5-2413 (802 amino acids)
Cellular component (GO): cytoplasm
Molecular function (GO): protein binding
Source: RefSeq, a predicted model, not a curated record